AUGUCUAUGCGAAAAGCUCUUGGCCAAGAGCCUUCUGGAACUAUGUAUGAUGAACAAGAACGUCAAAAAACGCUUCGACUUAAUCGUGAAGUACGUGAACAGCCACAAGAACCUCGUCUCGAAUGGAUAUAUACCGGUGAUCGAACAAAAACUGAAGAUUAUUUACUUGGAAAAAAAUAUGAUGCUGAUGUACAAUCAAAUCCAGUACCGGAAGAAAAUACAACAACAUCAACAAUUGAUUUAGCUAAUAAAAUUCGUGAAGAUCCUUUAUAUUUAAUUAAAAAAAAAGAAAUCGAACAAAAAAAGAAAAUUUUAGACAAUCCUGUUCGACUUAAACAACUUAAAGAACUUUUAGAACGUCAAGAAUCAGCGCAAUCAUCUUCACACAGAAAAAAGCGUCAUUCUCGAUCUCGAUCACCACCACGUCAUCAUCAUCAUCACCAUAAACGUGAUAGUCCAUCAUCACAGCGUCAGCGACGUCGCUCUCCUUCGCCUCCUCGUCGUCGGCCAUCCCCUCCACCUCGUCGGCAAUCGCCUCCACCUCGUCGACAAUCACCAUCAUCUCGUCGACAAUCGCCUCCACCACGUCGGCAAUCGCCACCAUCUCGUCGAAAAUCACCACCAUCUCGUCGAGAACGUACUCCACCACGUUCAAACAAUAAACGUCCUGAAAAAUUAUCCAAAGAAGAACGUGAACGUCGUAUACGUGAAAUGCUUGUUGAUGGAACUAUAAGAAAUGAGCAACGUCAACACAAUGUUCGUAUAUAUAAAGAACGCGAUGACGAAGAAGAAAAAGCUAAUAUUUUGAUGAAAGAACGUGCAAAGAAAAAAAAUGAUUUAUCAUCAUCUGAUGAUGAAGAACAAGAUUUUAUUCGACCAAUGAUGAGACAAGUUGUCGAUGAUCCAAGUUUAAAACGAAGAGAUCUUAAACAUCAUCAUCAUAAACGACGAUAA
Messenger RNA from Adineta steineri, 954 nucleotides. Lineage: Eukaryota; Metazoa; Rotifera; Eurotatoria; Adinetida; Adinetidae. The record is from the annotation of a GenBank genome assembly.